This is a messenger RNA of Brassica rapa (field mustard), 3140 nucleotides long. Its product is annotated as 50S ribosomal protein L27. Gene Ontology annotation, biological process: translation. NCBI's taxonomy places the organism in Eukaryota, Viridiplantae, Streptophyta, Magnoliopsida, Brassicales, Brassicaceae. Gene Ontology annotation, cellular component: ribosome. Gene Ontology annotation, molecular function: structural constituent of ribosome. The record is from RefSeq and is a predicted model, not a curated record.
UUGCUAUUACUCAUAUGUUUUCACUCUCACGGAUUGUAGUAUACUUUUCACUUUUUCAGUGACUACAUAUUUUUACAUUCAUUUUAAUUAAAGAAAACCAAACUAAAACUUAUUUUGCAUCGCUAUUGAAUUUCAUCUCUAUUUUUCAACUGGGUUGAGUAAUUUCAAACCCUGGAUAGUCAUUUGUGUAAGCUCUCACGUGUGGAUGAGCUUUCUCCAGUUUCAUUUCACUGCAUGUGUAUGUAUGAAGAAAAAUGUGGGGAUCAAAAUUUUGGUUCCACAUAUCGGGAUAAAUUAGUUUGGUUUAAAGAUUCUAUCGCUCAUGUAGUUAGUUUAAAACUUCUUUAGUAUUGUAUUUAGAUCCCUUAUAGUUGUUUGGUAAAGAGUAAAGCACAUUAUGUGGUUUCUGAUGUUUUAAACUAUGAUAUCAGGGAUAUACGUUUGAAUUUUCAAUUCAAACUUCAUUUUUGAAGAGAUACAGUAUGAAUCCUUAGUUUGUAACUUUGUAUUGAUGUUAUAUGAUAUUUUUGGGAAGAAAUAUAUUGUUUAUCUUGUUUUAAAAAACAAAGAAAAAAGGGACGGUGCAUUGAAGAAGGAAAAGGGAGUUAGAUCUGGAGUAUCUGACCAACGGUCCCAACUGUAAAAUGUAACUAAAAUCUUACAACACUAGUAAUAUCAUUGCUUGUUGAGGAAUGAUGAUUAAUUAAAUAUUUUAGUAUAUAGUGAAGAUAAAUUCGUUACUCAAUCGUAUAAGUUAACACUAAUUAUUGUUAUGUUUUUAAAAGAUAAACCGGAUCUAGAUCACCUGAUAUAAUCAGGAUUGUCAGGUUGAUUGCUUAGCAGAUUUCAUUCAAGGCAUUCAAACCUACCAAAAAAAAAAAAAUCUAUAGAUGAACAAAUUCUUGGUAGAGUGAACUGGUAGGAGAAUGAUUAUUCCUUUAGAGUUACUGCUUUUUUUUUUUUGCUAAACUACCUCGAUAACACUUUUUCUUCUUCUUAAAUCUGUUUUGAGAUCUUAUAAAAGUGAACCUUAAACACAUAGGUAGUAGUAGUACUAAUUCCACCACUAGAUAUACCUGUUCGUAAAUGCAAGAACAUUACGAUUUAUGCAACUUGAAAGACAUAUGCAACAACAAAACCGUAAAUACACAUGCACGCACAUACCGACUUGUGUACUGCGUAAAAUAUCAAUUCAUGUAAAGUUGUUUUUCCGUAAAAAUACUAAAAAAAUUGAAAAAGAAGAUAAAGAGAAGGCAUGUGCAUUCACUCAGUUCCACAUGCUCUCUCGCCAAUUAUUGUUUUAAGCCACUGUGCUCGGAGAAAAGGAGGGAACAUAGGGGAUAUUUUUGAUUUUAGGAUAUAUUAUCUUUUUAGUAAUAACGUAUGAAAUCAUUAUUUACCAGAAAUAAAUAUACUUAAUGAUACAUGACCGAAAAAAAAUAGUAAAUGAAAAAUGAAUAUACCCAAAGUGUACAAAAAAUUAAAAACUUGUAAGAAAUGACAACGGAUAUUAACCUCACCGAGGAUAACUUUAUAACGUAGGUCUGCUCAAUUUUUUAGUAUAUUGAUUUGUAAACUAUGAAAUGAAUAGAAAAUUUGGUUUUGUUAAUAAGUUUUCAGUUUUUUUUGGAUCCGGUUAAAUAGAGAACAUAUGAGAAAAUUACCAGGUUGGUUUUGCAAUAUGGCUACAAAAUGUAUAUAUAUAUAUAUUACAUGGAAGAUAUUUUCAGCUAUUUUCUUUCAUAUUUUGACUUACACUGUAUACAUUUAGAAAAUAAAUAAAUAACUAAUGAAAAUAAUUGGUGUGGCAAAAAAAUUAUUACGAGGGUUAUUAUAAGAAACAUGUAGGGUCGGGGAACGGCACGGCAAAGCACGGACCGUAGGACCCUUUAAAAGAAACCAUUUGGAUAUACAUUUCAAAAAAAUUGUAUAGUAAGGACUUCAAAGCAUGUGAUGGAUCACAUGGAUAUUGAUUACUGUCGAAAAAAGUUUAUAGAUCAUGUCAAGUUGUUCAAACACAUGGAUGCAUACAGUACAGAUGAUGAAAAUAUAACUUUUCAUACCAAUUUGUGUUAACAAGAAAUAAGAGAUAGUGAUCCUCAUGUCAACUUGUUCACACAUACAAACCAAAGUUGCAAGACAUUUGAGAUAAUUUUCAUACCUAGGGAGUACUGUUGGUUUCCUUCCAAAAAAACUCAAAUUUGAAAACGGAAUGAAACAUUCUGUGUUACAAUGUUGUCAAAAAUAAUUAUGAUCUUGUGAAAUAUUAAAUCGGAAACGACAAAGGCAAAUUUAAUUUCGAAAAAAAAAUUAUUAUCUUUGAUCCAAAUGAAAAUGUAGGGGUCAUAAUGUAAAAAACUGAAACGUGAAGACCCUAUGUGUGUAUAAUCGACAACUUGCAAAAUAGAGCUUUCGAGUUAAGGCUUUUCUCUCCUUGGCCGUCUUCUCACUCGCGCUUUCGAGUUAAGGUAUUUGUAACUUAGUAUUGAAUUUGAUUCUCUUUUGGGUACUUUUUAUGCUCUUUGUUGCUAGCAGAUUCUGCUAAAAAAAAUGAAUUUCUUGAACUCAGCAGCAUCCAUAUGCAGAAGAGUUAGUUUGAGGGAACUAAUCACAGAGGUCCCUGCUUACAAUGGCAGUGGCAUCUCCGAUGGUUCAUCAAGUGGGUUGAGUUUGGUGUUUAAGCGUUGGGCUACUAAGAAAACCGCUGGUUCCACCAAGAACGGUCGUGACUCUAAACCCAAGAAUCUCGGUGUCAAGAAGUUCGGAGGAGAGAAUGUGAUACCGGGAAACAUAAUAAUCCGACAACGUGGAACUCGGUUUCAUCCUGGAGACUAUGUUGGCAUCGGGAAGGACCAUACUCUGUUUGCUUUGAAGGAAGGACGAGUCAGGUUCGAGAAAAACAAGAUCACUGGUCGCAAAUGGAUCCACGUUGAUCCUAAGGGAGGUCAUGUUCUUCACCCUAUCUACACAAAAGCUGCUUCGACUAAGAUGGAAUUGGAGACAGCUUCUUCGUCGUCGUGAAAAAGACAUUGAUUCAACAAUCUAAAUGUGCCUUUCUUUUGUUAGAUAAUACUAUCUCUUGACAAAAAAGACGAUGGUAUAACAAUACUCAAUUCAAUAACAUAUGCUGUUUACGCCAA